UGGCCGUGGUUUGUGGUGCAGAAGUUUAGUUCAAUUCACAAAAGUAGGGUUGUGGUGGCCGUUGUGACACUAGCGUCUCAGGCCUGAUCGAAAAUGUCCCGAGGAAGCAGUGCCGGGUUUGAUAGGCACAUCACUAUUUUCUCUCCUGAAGGACGACUGUAUCAAGUUGAAUAUGCAUUCAAAGCCAUUAAUCAAGGUGGAUUGACCUCUGUUGCCUUGAAGGGAGUGGAUACGGCAGUCGUAGCAACUCAGAAGAAAGUUCCUGAUAAGUUGUUGGACCCUUUAACUGUUACCCAUUUGUACAAACUUACUGACAGCAUUGGUUGUGUUAUGACUGGUCUCAUUGCUGACAGUAAGUCUCAAGUUCAGCGAGCCCGCUAUGAAGCUGCUAAUUGGAAGUACACAUAUGGCUAUGAUAUGCCUGUUGACGUCCUCUGCAGGAGAAUUGCUGACAUCUCCCAAGUAUACACACAAAAUGCAGAGAUGAGACCUCUUGGAUGCAGCAUGAUGCUGGUUGCUUAUGAUGAGCAAAAUGGUCCUUGUGUGUACAAGGCUGACCCUGCAGGUUAUUUUUGUGCAUACCGUGCCAUAAGUGUUGGCUCCAAGCAGACUGAAGCAAAUUCUUUCCUGGAGAAAAAAUUCAAAAAACGUCAGGACUACAGUCAUGACGAAGCUGUUCAGAUGGCAAUAUCAUGCCUUUCUUCAGUUCUGUCUGUUGACUUCAAGGCAUCUGAGAUUGAAGUAGGAGUUGUUUCUAAAGAGGAUUCGAAGUUUACGGUGCUGUCUGAAGAAGAAAUUGACAAACAUUUGACUGCUAUAUCUGAAAAAGAAUGAAAGGAAGAACCAUGGUGCUUUAUUCUCAUGUUUAUUUUAUAAAAUAAUUAGUACCAUUAAAGCCACAUUUGAAA
Messenger RNA from Frankliniella occidentalis (western flower thrips), 908 nucleotides. RefSeq names its product proteasome subunit alpha type-6. The record is from RefSeq and is a predicted model, not a curated record. Lineage: Eukaryota; Metazoa; Arthropoda; Insecta; Thysanoptera; Thripidae. The transcript has 7 exons. Gene Ontology annotation, cellular component: cytosol; proteasome core complex, alpha-subunit complex; nucleus. Gene Ontology annotation, biological process: ubiquitin-dependent protein catabolic process. The coding region runs from base 94 to 834 and encodes 246 amino acids.